This is a messenger RNA of Cornus florida, 5179 nucleotides long. Its product is annotated as topless-related protein 4-like. Gene Ontology annotation, molecular function: protein binding. The transcript has 27 exons. The record is from RefSeq and is a predicted model, not a curated record. The coding region runs from base 221 to 5179 and encodes 1652 amino acids. NCBI's taxonomy places the organism in Eukaryota, Viridiplantae, Streptophyta, Magnoliopsida, Cornales, Cornaceae. Gene Ontology annotation, biological process: regulation of DNA-templated transcription.
UCCAGAACUCUAUAUAAGCCAAUCUACUUAUCAAGUUGUGGUCUUUCUCCCUUUCUCGAUUUCAUUUUUAAACCUUUGCCCGCUGUCACUCUCUCUCUCUCUCUUCAAAUCUCUAGAGAGAGAAAGAUUUGUUGAAGGACCGCCUCUGUCUUCGUCUUCUACAGACUCCAUCGCCAAUACGUUCUCGUUCAAUCAAGUUUUGACCAUUUUGAAGACAAGCAUGUCAUCUCUGAGCAGAGAAAUUGUGUUUUUUUUACUUCAUUCUCUUGAUGAAGAGAAAUUUAAAGAGACUGUUCAUCAGUUGGAGCGAGAGUCGGGAUUUUUCUUCAACGUCAGAUAUUUUGAGGAACUGGUGAUCAAUGGGGAUUGGGAUGAGGUGGAGAAAUACUUAUCUGGAUUUACUAAGGUUGAUGACAACAGACAUUCCACGAAAAUUUUCUUUGAAAUCCGAAAGCAGAAGUACCUAGAAGCCUUAGACAGGAACGAUUGGGCUAAAGCUGUUGAUAUUCUAAAGAAGGACUUGAACGUGUUUUCGGAUAUUAACAAAGAGAUUUUUAAAGAAAUGACUGAGCUUCUGAUGUUGGAGGAUCUUAGAGAAAAUAAGCAACUAUCUCGAUAUGGAGAUACCGAGUCUGCUAGGAGAAAUUUGUUUGCGCAACUUGAAUAUUUGAUUCAAAGGAACCCCCUGUUGCGUGAAAAGCUAAAUUUUUCUCACUUGAACUCCGGACUGUGGACUCUAGUUAACCAAAGUUUUAAUCAGCAGUAUUCGUUUCAUGGGAAUCCAAAGCCUAUCGCUGACACAAUAACCCCACUUCUGGACCCUUCUUGUAGCCAGUUGCAGCCAAUUGGUGCACAACCCCUAUCUUCUGUAGCUAAUCCUCUAAUGGGUGAUGUUCCCAAAGCAAUGGGUUUUUCGCCUCCAGGUGCUCAUCGUCCAGCGCCAGCUCCUCUACCAACAUAUAUUGCAGGACAGAUGGAUAAUCCAUCUUUUAUCCCUCACCCUUCUUCUUCUGAAAAGCCCAUUGGUUUUACUGCAUUUUCAUCUUCUGCCAAGCCCAUUGGUUUUACUGCAUUUAACGGUGAAGCAGCUAUCUUAGAGCACCCUGGGAUUCCUCCAACGAACAACUCAGCUGUAGUCUAUCAAACAGCAGAUUCUGAACAUGUGUUGGAGAGACUCGGAACUUCUGGGAUUCCGGAUGAAAAUGGCAUAAAUCAAAGGUCGGCAGAUGAAAAAUCCAGAAAUGCUGAUGAGUCGUUAGACAAUUCUGGGAUCUGGAAACUGACAGAAAUCAAUGAACCAUCAGAAUGCCGCUCCCUAAGACUCCCAGAUAAUUUGACAGCAGUGAGGGUUUCCAGAUUGAUGUAUACAAAAUCAGGACUUUCCAUAUUGGCAUUAGCGGCCAAUGCUGUGCACAAGCUCUGGAGAUGGAGGAAUGAUGAAAACUUAACCGGCAAGGCAACUGCUAGUGUUGUACCACAACUAUGGCAACCUUCAAGUGGAAUAUUGAUGACCAAUGAUGUUAGUGAUACAAACCCUGAAGAUGCUGUUCCUUGCCUUGCACUGUCACCAAAUGGCUCUUAUGUUUUGUCAGCUUCUGGGGAGAAAAUCUCUGUAUAUGAUCUGAUGACAUUUCAGACAAUUAAAACGUUUGCGCACCCUCCACCUACAGCAACAUAUAUUGCAUUUUAUCCUCAGGACAACAAUGUCAUUGCCAUAGGCAUGGAAGACUCUUCUAUCGAAAUAUAUUAUUCAAAGUUAGCUAAGCUUCAAAUCUUGCUCAAGGGCCAUCAGGAAAGAAUAACAGGUCUCGUCUUCUCUAGUGUUCUAAAGGUGCUUGUAUCUUCAGGAGCUGAUUCUCGGCUGUGUGUUUGGAGCACAGAUGAAUGGAAGAUACAAUGGAGUCAAUGCUUGCAGAUUCCAGUUGGGCGAGCCACAGUUCCUCUUACAGAUACCUGCAUACAAUUUCACCAAGAUCAGACGCGUUUACUUGUGGUGCAUGAAACUCAGAUAGCCGUAUAUAAAGCACCUAUGUUGGAACUCCUUAAUCAGUGGAUUCCACCAAAACCAAGUGCUCCUCUGAUCACACAUGCUACAUAUUCCUGUGAUAGCCAGUCAAUAUACGUCGGUUUUGAUGAUGGAAGUGUCGGUAUACUUGCUGCUUCAGCUUCAAUACAAUUGAGAUGCAUAAUUAACUCUACAUCUUAUCUGCCUGUCAAUCCAAGCUCGAGAGUCCAUCCACUUGUGAUCGCGGCACAUCCAUCAGAACCUAAUCAGUUUGCCUUGGGACUUUCUGAUGGCAGAGUUUGUGUACUUGAACCGCUAGAAUCAGAAGGCAAAUGGGGCACCUCUCCUCCGCACGAAGAUGGUGCUGGGCCUAGCUCCACAUCCGAAGCCAGCCAGUUUGAAUCUUGCCAUCAACCCCAACUCUUUUCCAUGGUAGACGGACGGAUGGAUAGUUCAUCUUCUGGCAAGCCCACUGAUUUUACUGCGUUUUCAUCUUCUGCCGGUUUUGCUGCAUUUAACAGUGGAGCAGCUAUCUUAAACCAACCUGGGAUUCCUCCUGUAAUCUAUCUAACAGCAGAUUCUGAACAUGUGUUGGAGAGACUGACACCUUCUGGGAUUCCGGAUGAAAAUAACAUAAACCAAAGAUCGGCAGAUGAAAAAUCCAGAAUUGCUGAUGAGUCGGUAGACAAUUCUAGGAACUGGAAACUGACAGAAAUCAAUGAAUCAUCACAAUGCUGCUCCUUAAGACUCCCAGACAGUUUUGCAGCAUCAAGGGUUUCCAGAUUGAUAUAUACAAAUUUUGGAAGUGCCAUAUUGGCAUUAACGGCCAAUGCUGUGCACAAGAGGUGGGCAUGGUCGAUGAUUGAUGAAGCCGGCAAGGCAACUGCUAGUGUUGUACCACAACUAUGGCAACCUUCAAGUGGAAUAUGGACGGCCAAUGAUAUUAGUGGUACAAACCCUGAAGUUGCAGUUCCAUGCCUUGCACUUUCAAAGAAUGGUUGUUUUGCUAUGUCAGCUUCAGGGGGGAAAGUCUCUUUAUAUUCUCUGACCACACCUGAGAUGUACAGAAUUGCAACGUUUGCGCCCCCUCCACCUACAGCAACAUAUAUUGCGUUUUAUGAUCACCAGGACAGCGAUAUCAUUGCCGUAGGCAUGGAAGACUCUUCUAUCCAAAUAUAUUCCCGGUUAGAUGAGGUCAAUUGGAAGCUCAAAGGCCAUCGGGAAAGAAUAACAGGACUCGCCUUCUCUAACGUUCUACAUGUGCUUGUAUCUUCAGGAGCUGAUUCACAGCUGUGUGUUUGGAGCACAGAUGGAUGGCAGCAACGAAGGAGUAAACGCUCGCAGAUUCCAGUUGGACGAGCCAUGGUUCCUCUUACAGAGUGCAUACAAUUUCACCAAGAGCAGACAUGUUUACUUGCAGUACAUGCAACUCACAUAGCCAUAUAUAAAGCACCUACGUUGAAAUUCCUUAAUCAGUGGAUUCCACCAGAAGGAAGAGAUCCUCAUCUGAUCACACAUGCGACAUAUUCCUGCGAUAGCCAGUCAAUAUACGUCGGUUUUAAUGAUGGAAGUGUCAGAAUUCUUACUGCUUCACCUACAUUACAAUUGAGAUGCAUAAUUAACUCUACUUCUUAUCUACCUGCCGGUACAAGCUCGAGAGUCCAUCCACUAGUGAUCGCGGCACAUCCAUCAAAACCUAAUCAGUUUGCAUUGGGUCUUGCUGAUGGUGGAGUUUGCAUAGUUGAACCAAUAGAACCAGGAGGCAAAUGGGGCACCUCUCCUCCGCGCGAAAAUCUUUCCAAUGCAAAACCUGAUAAUUUCACAUACCCAUAUGUGCUUAAGGCCUGUGCUGCUCUCACUGCUUUCACUGAAGGCAAAUUAGUCCAUACCCGGAUAAUAAAAUCCGGGUUUGAUCACAAUGUCGUUGUCGCGAAUUCACUGAUAGACAUGUACUCCAAAAUUGGGGCUUUGAAAUCUGCCCAUUAUGUUUUUGAUGAAAUGCUUAAAAGGAAUUUGGUUUCUUGGAAUUGCAUGGUUUCAGGAUUUGCAUUGAAUGGUCUUCCGGAAGAUGCAUUGGAGCUCUGUAGUUUGAUGAGAUUUGAAGGGAUUGGAUUAGAUAAAGUGACUCUGAAAAUUGUUCUUCCUGCAAUUGGUUUAUUAGGAGCAAUUCAUAUUGGCGAAUCAGUUCAUGCUUAUGUUAUUGUAUUGGGUUCUUCAGACACAACUAUAUCAACUGCUAUCAUGGACAUGUAUGCAAAAUGUGGGAUGAUAGAUUCUGCUGAGAAACUUUUUCAUGAGAUUCAUCAUAAAGAUGCUGUAACUUGGAAUGUGAUGAUUAGUGGGUAUUGCAGAAACGGGCUGUUAGUUAUGGUGCUCAAUUUCGUCUGCAAGAUGCACACAGAGGGCGUAGAGCCAACUGCUGCUACUUUAUCGAUUGCCCUCCAAGCUUGUGCAGAUUUACCAAGCUUGCGAAUAGGAGGAACUAUCCAUGGUUAUGUUAUGAAGAAUGGGUUCAGUUCAGAUGUCUCUGUUGAAGCACUUCUGAUUAGCAUGUAUUCGAAGUGUGGAAGACUAGAUUUAGCUUGUCAAGUACUUUUUACAGUCACUAAAGAAAGUGUAAACGCGUGGAGCGCCAUCAUUCAUGGCUUGGGAAUGCAUGGGCAUGGAGAAGCUGCUUUGAUGAGUUUCUUCCGGAUGUUGAAGAGAGGCAUAGAUCCUGAUGGUGUGUGUUUCCUUCUUGUACUUUCUUCUUGUAGUCACACCGGAAUGGUUAGCGAAGGCCACAAAGUCUUUGAUUAUAUGGUUGGACAGUUUGGAAUUGAACCAAAGAUGGAGCACUUUGUGACUAUGGUUGAUCUUAUUGGGAGGGCAGGCUUCAUUGACGAAGCCUUUCAGUUCAUCAAGCAAAUGCCGAUGGAACCAGACAUCAGCAUUUGGGGUGCCUUCUUCGGUGCUUGUAAGAUACAUGGAAAGUUUGACAUAGGGAAAUCAGCAGAAGAGAGCAUGGUUGAAUUGGAUCCAAAAACAGCAGGUUACUAUAAGCUACUAUUAAAUACUUAUGCAAGCAAGGGAGGAUGGGAUGGUGUCCACAAGAUCAGAAGCCUAAUAAAUGAGAGAGGAGUUCAAAGAGUUAUAGGAUAUAGUUCACUUGAAGUUGAAAGGUCAGCUUCAUGA